Messenger RNA from Misgurnus anguillicaudatus (oriental weatherfish), 2468 nucleotides. Lineage: Eukaryota; Metazoa; Chordata; Actinopteri; Cypriniformes; Cobitidae. The record is from RefSeq and is a predicted model, not a curated record.
AUACUAUAGUACAGUACAAGCUAGAAUCUUGCUUUAGUUCUGAAAUAAAUCUUGAGUGAGUCGCACUAAACAGUCAGCAGUUAUUCAUAUGGAAACGUGAUAACCACAGAGUACAGACAGACCAGAAACAGGGCUGAGAUAUCCACAAACAAGAACCGAAAAAUGCACCUAGAAACAAUAUCAAUCAGAAACCCCUCCGCCAUUGGCCGAUUUCCAUCUGGCACUCUUGUGUUGGAUGAACCGAAGAAGGCGGAGCCAGAGAAGAAGAAGUGGACUUGCAGCGGCUGGAUGCGCCAGUGCUGCCUCCGCUGCUGCUGCCGUAAAAAACCUAAUGAUGUCACAGAACCUGUUAUUAUAAAACCCCCUCCUGAUGGACCUAAAGAAAACAACGAGACGAAAGGUUUAUUGGAGGUACGUUCAAUAGACCUUCUUAAAUCUAAGACCGAACAGAACCGGUUGGAACAUCACACAGAUCGCUAUAACAGUGAACACCUCAUCAUCCGCAGGGGCCAAACUUUUCAGAUGAUGAUUGAGCUCUCACGACCUUUCAACCCAAAUACAGAUAAACUUCACUUAGAGCUGAGACUAGGUAAUAUCCCAGAUGUAUCAAAAGGCACACUUGUGAUUGUGUAUUUGGUUGAGAGUCUGAGUAAUAACUGCUGGGAGGCCAAAAUCGUUGAAGAAAAAGACAGAAAUAUCAAAUUGUCUGUCAUGUCCAUGCCAACGGCUGCUAUUGGCCAAUACAAGCUCAGUGUUAUAACACAGAGCUUGACAGGCGAGGCUAAGUCAUCUUAUUCUUCUGACAGUGACAUCUACAUGCUGUUCAAUCCCUGGUGUGAAGAUGACUCUGUGUACAUGGAUGAUGAGGAAGAGAAGAAAGAGUAUGUUUUAAAUGACACGGGUCUAAUCUAUUAUGGAACUGAGAACCAGAUUGGAGACAGACCGUGGAAUUUUGGACAGUUUGAUAAGGAUGUUCUGUCGGCGUGUUUAUUUUUGCUGGAGAGAAGUUGUGCUCGUGCAUCAGGUUGGGGAGAUCCUGUCAGUGUGGUCAGACUCAUCUCUGCAAUGAUUAACUCACCCGAUGACAAUGGUGUGUUAGAAGGUAAUUGGUCCGGUAAGUAUGAUGAUGGGACGUCACCUACAGUCUGGACCGGUAGCAGUGAUAUCCUGAGACAGUACUAUGAAAACGGAGGAACGCCUGUGAAAUAUGGACAGUGCUGGGUCUUUUCUGGAGUCACCACCACAGUGCUGAGGUGUAUAGGAAUUCCUGCCCGUUGUGUAACAAACUUCAACUCGGCUCAUGACACCGAUGUUUCCUUGACCACAGAUGUUUAUUUAGAUGAGAACUAUGAGCUAAUUGAGGAUUUUAAUCAGGAUUCAGUCUGGAACUUUCAUGUAUGGAACGACUGUUGGAUGGCUCGUCCGGAUCUACCUGCAGGUAUGGGUGGAUGGCAAGCGGUGGAUGCCACUCCUCAAGAGACCAGUCAGGGUGUAUUUCGCUGCGGCCCCGCACCUAUCACAGCUGUACGAAAUGGACAAGUUUUCCUCAAGCAUGACACAGCGUUUGUUUUUGCAGAGGUAAACAGUGAUAAAGUCUUCUGGCAGAGGGAAGCUGAUGGGAUGUUUAGUCAGGUUCAGGUUAUGAAGAAUGCGGUAGGUCACUAUAUCAGCACUAAAGCUGUCGGCUCUGAUGACCGUGAUGACAUCACACACCUCUACAAAUAUCCAGAAGGUUCAGAGGAAGAACGUAUUGCUGUGGAAACAGCUUGUAAAUAUGGCACCAAAGCAGCGGUCUACUGUCCAUCUGGGACUGAGGACGUCACCAUUCAGAUCACAAUGGAUGAGGAAGAACCUCAGCUGGGUACAGAUGCUAAACUGUCCAUCACCAUAAGAAACACAAGCUCAGAACAGCGCAGUGUCACUCUCUUCAGUCAGGUGUCAGUAGUGUACUAUACUGGAGUACAUAAAGCGACAGUGAAGAAAGACCAGAUACCUGUCGAUCUUCAACCAAAUGAAGUUGAGAGUGUGGAGUGGACUUUACUGUAUGAUGAUUAUAAAAACCAGCUGGUGGAUCAGGCAAUUCUGAUGCUCACUCUCACUGGACGGGUCACUGAGACUAAACAGGUUUUGGCAACCCAGUUCAGUUUCAGACUUCGCACACCAGACAUCCUGAUAACUCCUGUAGGUGAAGCUGUAGUUAGCAGAGAGUUCAUUGCUAAGAUUAUUUUCCAGAACCCACUGCCCUGUACACUGAAGAACGUGAAGUUUCACAUUGAAGGACUGGGACUGCAGGGCGUCAGAGAGAUUUCAUAUGGUAAUAUAGAAAGCUUAGCCAUGGUGACUCUGACAGAGAAGUUUAUACCUACAGAGUCUGGGCCACAGAAACUUCUCGCUUCACUUGACUGUCGACAGCUGACUCAGGUGCAUGGAGUCGCCAACAUUGACGUCAAAGCAAUGUGAAAUAUUUU